Molecule: messenger RNA, 1035 nt
Organism: Oncorhynchus keta (chum salmon)
Lineage: Eukaryota; Metazoa; Chordata; Actinopteri; Salmoniformes; Salmonidae
Product: cation channel sperm-associated protein 1-like
Exons: 9
Coding region: 42-929 (295 amino acids)
Biological process (GO): flagellated sperm motility; calcium ion transport; spermatogenesis
Cellular component (GO): CatSper complex; membrane
Molecular function (GO): calcium-activated cation channel activity; voltage-gated calcium channel activity
Source: RefSeq, a predicted model, not a curated record
UCUUCUCAGCUUUGGAUUCCGCUUUUCUGGCAAUCUAUUUAAUGGAAUGUGUGCUGAAAUUGCUUGUCUGGGGUCGACUCUACUUCAAAAACCCAUGGAAUGACCUGGACUUUUUCAUCAUUACGAUGAGCCUCAUUGACUUCCUGCUGCCACUCAUUGAGUCUACAGGGAACUUCAGUGGAGGUCAGGCAUCCACAAUCUUCCGCAUCCUCAAGCUCUUCAAAGGGGUCCGGGCCAUCCGAGCGUUCCGGGUCUUGCGUACCAUCCGCUUUCUCCAAAAUCUCCAGUCCAUCGUGUCCACCUGUCUCCAGUCUCUACAGUCUAUGGGGGCCAUCAUCAUCCUCAUGUUCACAUUCCUCUUCAUGUUUGCUGUCAUUUUCCGAGAGAUGUUCAACGAGUCUGACCCGCAUCGCUUUGGCACCAUGUUUCGGACAAUUUUCACUCUGUUCCAGCUGCUCACGUUGGAUGACUGGGCUUUCAUCUACUCUACCAGCCGAGACAACGGUGCACCACAUAUUAUCAUCUUCCUUGUCCUGUACAUUGUGGUGGAAUACUUCACUUUCCUCAAUCUAUUCAUUGCUGUCCUCGUCGACAACUUCCAGAUGACAAUCAAGAGACGGAUGGCGUCAAAGAUCCAAAAGUUCCAGGAUAUAUAUGAGAGCGAGAUGCAGUCAAUGAAGAAGUUAGAGCCCCAGCCCAUUGAACCACAGACCGAUGAGGAGUUCUAUGAAGAGGCCCUCAAAUUGACCUAUAGUGAAAAUAAGUAUGGAAAGAGGGAGAUAGAGCUGAUCACCAGCUACCUCAGACUGCUGGCAUCCAUAGAUCAGAACCAGCAGACUUUCCGCUCUCAGGGCUGUGUUCUGGAGCGUCUCAUUGACACCUUCUUUGAGGCAACAGAGGAGGACAGUCAGGGGAAUGACCACGAAUAGAGAAAUAAGGGUCAAACCUAGUAAAGAAACCCUUAUUGCUUUAUCCAGAUCAGUGAUGGCAACUCAGAUGUUAUACUUUGAGAACUCAUUAAAGUCAUGAAACCCA